Messenger RNA from Emiliania huxleyi CCMP1516, 1719 nucleotides. RefSeq lists its product as hypothetical. The coding region runs from base 1 to 1719 and encodes 572 amino acids. Gene Ontology annotation, molecular function: TBP-class protein binding; RNA polymerase III general transcription initiation factor activity; RNA polymerase III type 3 promoter sequence-specific DNA binding. The record is from RefSeq and is a predicted model, not a curated record. NCBI's taxonomy places the organism in Eukaryota, Haptophyta, Isochrysidales, Noelaerhabdaceae. Gene Ontology annotation, biological process: transcription by RNA polymerase III; DNA-templated transcription initiation; transcription preinitiation complex assembly. Gene Ontology annotation, cellular component: transcription factor TFIIIB complex; transcription preinitiation complex; nucleus. The transcript is spliced from 11 exons.
AUGGCCCUGAACGGCCUGACCUGCAACCACUGCGGCGGCACGGACAUCGAGCUCGAUGCGGCGCGCGGCGACGCGGUGUGCAUCCAGUGCGGUACCGUCCUCGAGGAGAACACUAUCGUCAACGAGGUCACCUUUGAGACGUCGGCGGGCGGCGGCCAGCGCCACAUCUCGCAGCUCGCCAACGCGCUCCGCCUGUCCGAGCACCACCAGGACGCAGCCCAGCGCCUCUUCCAGCUCGCCGUGCAGCACAACUUCAUCCAGGGCCGCAAGACGCAGCACGUGAUCGCCGCCUGCCUCUACACCGUCUGCCGGCGAGAGAAGACCGCCCACCUGCUCAUCGACUACUCGGACGUGCUGCAGACAAACGUCUACAUGCUCGGCGCGCGCGAGAGAUGGGGAGAGCGCAUGAAGCGCGACUGGAUCCAGACCGGCCGCCGCCCGUCCGGCAUCUGCGGCGCCGCCCUCCUCAUCGCCGCGCGCAUCCACGGCUUCCGCCGCACACAGCGCGAGGUUGUGCGCGUCGUCCGCAUCUGUGACGUUUCGCUGCGCAAGCGGCUGAUUGAGUUUUCAGACACCUCUCUCGGCCAGCUGACCGCGAACCAGCUCGGCGACAACGAGUUUGACCUCGAGUCGCGGGUGGGGGGCCGCAAGCGGGAGCUGCUGGCGCGGCUGCUCGAACUGGAGUGCCCAGAGACGGAGCUGCAGCUGCCGGAGGGCGGCGAGGGCGAGGGCGAGGCGCCGCUGCUGCUCGAGGGUCCGGCCGAGGGAGAGGGAGAGGGAGAGGGCGAAGGUGAGGGAGAGGGCGACGAGGCGACGCAGCGGCAAGGAGAGGGAGAGGAGGACGGGGACGAGGCGACGCAGAGGCAAGGAGAGGAGGAGGAGGAGGGCGGCGGCGGCGGCGGCGGCGGCGGGGGGCGGCGGCGGAGGGUGACGUUUGGCGCCGACGUCGAGGCUCGCGCGGCGGCGGAGGCGGAGUCGCACGGGCUGGAGGCGGAGGUUGAGGAGGCGCUGCGGAGCGAGGUGGUGCUCCAGCUAGGGCACAGGCAGGGCGAGGGGACCGCCGCGGGCAGCAGUUCGGCGGGCGCGGCGGCGGGCGAGGAGGAGGAGCGGCUGCCCGCUCCUCCGACGGCGUGGGAGGUUGCGGACGCGAUAUCGUGUCGGGCGCUGAUGGAUGAGCUCAACACGGACCUCGACACCCUCGACGAUGAGGUGGAGGCGUACCUCAUCACCGACGAGGCCGAGGUCGCAACCAAGGCGAAGGCGUGGGACGAGAUGAACAAGGAGUACCUCGAGGCCCAGGCGGCGAAGCAAGCGGCGCGCGAGCAGAUGGCGGCGGCGAGGGGGCUCGACGGGGAGACGGCGGAGGCGCUCCUCGCCGCCGGCCAGCGCCGCCGCCCAAAAAAGCGCGCGCGCCGCGGCGAGCAGGGCGGACGCGGCGCCGCGUCGUCAGCGGCGGAGGCAGUCGAGGGCGAGCUGCGGCGCAACAGGCGCGCCCCCCUCUCCUCGCGCAUCAACUACGACGUGGUCUCGCUGCUCGCGCAGUCAGUGCCAGAGGACGCCGCAGCCAUGCCCGGCGGCGGCGAGGGAGGAGGCCUGCUCGGCGGAGGCCUCUCGGUGCCUCUCGGCAGCCUCGCGCCGCCGCGCUCGCCGCGCGAGGAAGAGCGCUUCUCUGAGACGCUCUCCGAGGGCGCCUCGCGCGGCUCGCCCGGCUACUACUGA